CAACUACAAUAACAACAAAAAUAAUAAAAAUUUAUUUAAACAACAACAAAUUUUAGCAAAAGACGCUCCCUAAAAACAUACACACCCACACACAGAAAUCAAACUAUGGACCCUAGCAGACAUCACGAUUUUUUAGCCAAUCCUGAUGAACGUUCCAAUCGGAGCACAUAUUAUGGACGCGAAAUACCUGAAAUAACAUCACAUCAUUAUUAUGGACCCGCAACAACGACAACAAGGACAGUUAGCAGUAAUAGUACGCGAAAACCUUGUGGUUGUACGACAACGGGGAGUGGUUCAACGGCCGGUAGUAUAACGUGCAAUGGUUGUCGUUUAAAUCCACCUGAUGAGGGAGGCGGAGGAGGGGGAGGUUGGUCCACAACAAUGGCAACUAAUAAUCAAACGGAACAUAUGCAUAGAGGUGCUGCUGUGGGUGCGGGUCCAGGAGCUGGAGGAAUGGGUAGUAUGGCGGGGGACUAUCAUCAUCGUAUGGCUACUGAAACUGCCAUGCGUUCUAAUAUAAGACAAAGUCCUAUGUAUGCACCGCCACAGCAUCAUCAACAGCAGGCGCAACAUCCGCAGCAAAACAUAAAUCCUGCGAGUAUGUUGCCAACGCAACAACAUCCUGGUCAUGUGGGGAAUAUGACGGGUGUUAGAACAAGUUAUUGGGGACAUUCGAACACAACAAAUAGCAGUAGUACAACACAGCCAUAUGGCAGUGUUGGUGAUGAACAUUUAGAUAUUAGUGUUACACGACGAAAUGCAACUGUUCCCGCGCCACCACCUCCCCACCAUGACUAUGGACCUCCCUAUAAGACAAUGUCAAUGCCAACGAAUGCCACACAUUCAAGCCAACAUAGCAGUAGCUACCCGUUACCUACAUCUUCUCUGCACUCUUCAAAUCCUCUACACCAAAGGGUUAGUGCAAUAGCAGGAGGAGUUGGAGGAGGAAUGGCAAGUGCGGCUGCUGUUAGUAGUAACCAGGCCAAUACCCCUUAUAAAGAACAACGCAUUUAUGAUUAUCAAAAAUACUCUACACCUUCCACGGCUGCAGCUGCCACGUCUAAAAUGCCCUAUAAUCAAGCACCUACGUCCGCCAACAUGUAUGAGGGUCAUCACCUGAGUAGUCAGGCCAUGACUAAAGGUCUACCAAUCGAUCAUCAUGUUAUUAAUCCCAGCAAUAUGCCAACAUCUAAAGAACAACAUCCAAGUCCUAAUUAUGCCCGCAAAUGUCCACAAAUGUAUGCGCCCGAAGAACAAACUACUGCACAUCAGCAUCUAUAUAUGUCAACGCCUCAAUUUAGCUCGGAUAAGUUUACACGGGCAUCGCCUCAUCAGGCGCCACCACCACCACUACCCGCACCGAUCGUAACAAGUGAUUAUUCUAAAUUAAGAGAAAGUCCUAGUGGGAGUUCUUAUUUGCACAGCAGCUCCGAUAAAUAUCUACAGCAUAGUACGCAUUUAAGAGAAUCUCCACAAUUUUCCACACACUCGUCGACCCAACCAACAAACCGUAAUCCUACGGCGUAUUAUGGUGUACAACAACCACAAAAUCCCUCCAAAAUACUCCCACCGGAAAUGUCCUCAUCUUCCUCCUCAUCAGCCAUUGUAAUGAAACAACAAAGUCAUCAACAUGCCAACACCGCAACACAUCAACAUUAUCAGUAUUCAAAGAGUCCACUACCUCCACCAUUACCACCGUCCCAUAUGCAAACGACGCCACAAUCAUUAACCACUCAUAAUUCCCAACAAAUGGCAGCUCAAAAACAAACAUUAGUAAAUGUUGCCGGCCCGCCACCGGGUUCUUUACAUUCACAACGUUAUUUAAUGGAUAGUGUAAAGCGGGAAGAACUGGAGAUAUACGAAGCUUCUAAUCCAUCUAGUGUUCGCCAUGGGAGUACUAAUGCGUCUGCUGGUAUCUAUAUUAAUCCAUAUAAUACUCCACCACCUACAGUUGCAGAUAAUUGCUGUAAAGAGGUGGCAUUAUCCAAUUCUUCCUCGCCCUAUACUACCGGCUCGGCCACUCCCAAUUACCGGGUAGAAUCUCCACAAUUUUAUCCUACCAAAUAUGCCAAGUUAAGCAUGAAUGAGAAUCUAAACAGCAGCAAACAUUCGCUGCUCAAUCAAAAUACUCCACCGCCCAGUAGGGCACCCAGUCAAAGAGGGCUUCAGCAUCAGGCCAACUACUAUUAUGAGGGCAAUUCACAUUCGGCUCCCUCACCGGCAGCGGCCACAGCAGCCUCGCCUUCACCGUCUGCUCUGCUGACGACCACUUCUCAAACUCCCAUGCAUCAUACAGAGUAUAUGUCUUCUACUAUGCCCAGUGGGCCACCACCAGCAAACUCCUCCUCUCAAUUGGUAGCGGCAAAUAUGCCCUCUUCCUAUGCCUCACAACCUUCAUUAACGGCUCAGCAUCAUCAACAUCUAACGCAGCAGCAGCCACAUCCACAACAUCAUCUUCAACAUCCUCCCUCUUCAGCUGCAUUAAGACACAAUGAUCUAAUGAUAACGGUGCAACCUUCCACAACACAUCCCUAUGAACGUGCAAUACUACAUCCUAAUCAGCCAUCUUCGGCGGCCCCUUCCGCCUUGGCUCCACAACAUUUAAAAUCAAAAACGAGUUUAAUACAUCCAUCAGCCAAUUCCUCUUCCUCCUUAGCCCUACAAAUGCCCCCGGUGGGCAGUGCUACAGCAGCGAAACCCCUGGCAAAACAUCAAAAACCCAAUUAUCGUGAAUUGAUUAAUCAAAAAUUGGCUUUACGUAAUGCCACCUCCGAGGAAGAGCUUAAUAUGCAGAUUAUUAAAAAGACUUUAAAUGUGGAUACACAAAACAUUAGAGCGGUGCCAGCUAAUCCCUUAACGGUUAGUAAUCGAGCUCCAACGGCACGAGAUUCCAGCUUAAAAGCCUCUAAACCUUUAAACUCCGUAAUGGUAACACACAGUGCAUUGCCUUCAACGGCCCGUGUUAUUGACUUGCCGGAAGCUUUACCUGCACGUAUUUGCAUUAAGCAGGAAGAGGAAAAGCCCUCUUCUUCCUCUGGCGGCGGUGGAGGUGGUAGUACCACAGCCUCUUCUCCUCUAGAUCUCUCUAUGCGCACGGUUAAAACCAAGGCAGAUUCUACAGAAUAUAAAUAUCAACAAAGACCUUCUGCACGCGUAACACAAAAUGCCAGUUCUACUACCUCCUCCUCGUCGCCGGCAGAAGGACGUUAUACUUUGCCUCGAGUGGAUUCUACACCUAUAUUUUCGGUACAUGCUUUUGAACCAGCAGCUACUAAUCGGCAAAGCCACUCCCGCCAUAAUUCUUUGGAGAGAAGAAAUUAUACUCCUCCCACGGCAGCACAACAGCAGGUUACACAAAGUCCUAGUUUAACAGCUGGUAGUCCUUAUCCUCCGGCAUCCACACAACACAUUCCAACGGCUCCAUCCUCCUCAACACAUCAUCCUUAUGCUAAUAGAGAAACUGGAAAUAGUGGCCUAACAAGAAGAAUGGAUAUGCCUCCCCAAUCGUCUGCAUCCCUAAAUUGUUAUGAAAACUCUUUGGUUAUUAAAACAGCUCCUAAGAUAAAUAAUCUAAAUAGUGAUUUAGUGGUAAGACCCUCAACCAUAACAGCUGCUUCUACUGCUGCGGUACAAUCCUCCUCCACUUCCGCACAACCCAGCCGGCCUAGUGUUUUGGAAACCAAUCCCUAUGCUACGGUUAUUAAGACAGAGAACAAGCGUUACAAUGAAACACCACCCAUCUCUACGCAACAUACUUUGGCGGCCGUGGAAAGAUUGCCACCCGACACCAGUAUUAUGGCCUUGCCGGCCCGCAAUCCCUAUGGAGUGGUGCGCACAGCCAUACAAACAAAUCAUAAUAACAAUAUCUCAAGUUCAAAUCCUACACCUCCAUCAGCUGCCAGCAAUUAUUCGCUGGCCUGUGAAAAGAAUCCCAACUUUUUGGGACGUAAACGUCAUCUUCAAGAAUACUCCCAGCAAAUGUCUCUCAAUGAACCGGAGGCUAAACAUAAACGUUAUAUGGAAACGAGCACAAAAUCACCAAUAGCCAUGAGACCCGCAGAUAUUUCUGUUAUCGCAGUAAAUGAGGUUAAACAAGAAGAAAGAGAAAAAAGUAGAAACUUACUUUCCGAAGAGGUGCAUAGUUCGGUUAUAGCUUCCACUACAAAUAAUCAUAUUAUUAACAGUUCACAAAAUUCCAAAGUUAUUGUUAAUAAUGUAAAUGUAACAAAUCCCGGUAAUACUUCCUCCGUUUUAGUGGUUUGCAAACAAGAACCUUUAACUCCUACCGGUGAUUUAAACAAUUCCUGUUUAACUGCUUCAUCUUGUAUUAAAACUACUGAAAUGCCGGCAAAUUCCUUUACUGCGCGCAUACGUACUAAGGCGGAGUUGAAAGGCUUCACUUUCAAUCCACCAACACCGGCUCCAGCUAUACAAAACAAGGAUAUUUGUGAAACUAAUAAACCGCCAAACAUUCCUCCUGCCCAAUUGAAUAUUAAGCAAGAAGAGGAGGAGGAAGAGCAGGAAGAGGAGGAGGAGCUAAAGAAAGAGCAAAAACUAAUUCCUGCAGAGAAAAUUAAAGAGGAACUAGUUAGCAAAAUAGAAUUGCCCUCAAUACCCGGUUUAAAUGAUGAAUUUGAGGAAAAGAGUCUUUUAGAUUUUGGUUGGAGCAAUACUUGCAAUAACUUUAUGGAACAGCUGUUAACAAGGCCGUUGGGAAAAAAGAAAGUAACGACCAUUAAAAACUUAAAAGAAACAGAUAUGUUGGUGACUUCUAGUGAAGUGGUAACAACAACAUCUAGCAACAAACUGGAGAUAACAGAAAACAACAAUUUUUCCACUAUGGAAUCGGCAGAUAAUACCACACGCAGUUCCUUUACACGCCUAGAGGCACAAGGUGUUGACUCUAGUAUGACAUUUAAUAACAACCAACAAGAUUCUAUCAAUUCACAAAGUUCACAAUUUAACCAUAAAAAAUUGUCGAAAACCGAACGGGAAAAGAAACGUUAUCAGCAGGAAAAACGUUUGGCGGAAAGACUAAAAGCUAAAGAAUCCUCUUCAGAAAGUGAAGAUGAAUUGGAUAAACGUAAGACUGAACGUUUAAAGAAACCACCCAUGAAAACAAAACAUAAAAUGAAAUCCAACAAAACGCCGGGCACCAACUCAAAUAGUUCGGAUAAAAAUAGAUUUUCCGAUUGUGGUUCGGACUCUAGCAGCACAGAGAUGUUGGAGGAUAAACAGAAUACUAAACAAAAGUCAGCUGAUAAAAUAGAAAUUAAAGAAGAAUUAAAGGAAAUGGCGGAGCAAAAUGAGAAACAAGACAACAUAAACAAGAACAACAACGAAAAAUGUGAUAUUAAAUUAGAAAAAGAUAAGGAAGAGAAAGAAGAAAUAGGAGAAGAGAAUAAGAAAAAAGAGGAAAUUAAGAAACUAAACAAAGAGGAAAAGCCAUUAAUUAAAAAAGAAAACGUCGUCAGCAACCACAAAGAUUUGGAAUUGAAUAAAACCAAAAGAAAAGAGAAUAGUGCAGCGGAAACCACAGAAAAUGAAGAAGAUGAUGAGGAACAAGAUGAAGAGGAGGAUGAUGAAGAACAAGAGGAGGAUCAAGAAAAGCAAGAAAAUAAACAAAAUUCUACACAAAAAGGCAAAAUUAAUAAACAAGCCUUAAACACCAUGACCAGAAGCAAACGUAAACAGGAAUUGGAGCAACAAUUGGCCAAUAGCAAAGUUUUGCGUAAUGAUAAGAUAAUAAGAAACUUCUCCAAUGCCAAUUCUAGCAGCAAAAUCAAACGCAAAUAUAACCGUAAAUAUAACACCGUUAAUAGUCUUUUAGAAUCGGGAGGCUUAAGUCGAGAAUCGGGCAUAAUGAAAUCUACUCGCUUAAAAGCUAAACUAGAAAGAAAUGGCGGUAAAUUGAAUAUAAUCAAAAACAAUAAAGUGAAAAACAACAAUAAACUGUCAAACAACAAUAGCAAAGAUUUGGGCAACAACAACAACAAAUUGAAAAAUGCUAAACCGGAAAAUGUACACGAUCGUAAUGUUAUAGAUUUAUAUCGUUUCAAAAGAGCACUCAAAGUGCCACCCAGUUUGAUUAAUAUUAAACAUCCAGGAGCGCAUAAAAUUGCCGCCUCUCUACCGGAUUUGGAAAGACAUGCUGAAGCCUUAGAAGCCUAUGCCAAGAAACGUAAAAAGAACUCUUUGGAAAAACAAACAAAAUUUAAAAAUUCCCAAAGUUUAGGAAACAAAAUCAAAACGGAAACACAUGAUACCGCAAACAACGCCAACGAUAUGGAAGAACCUAAAUCCAUAAUAGAUCUGUUACAUUCACGCGUAACUAAAGCAUCUGGCAUGAAUGUGCGCAAUAAAACCACCACCACAACGGCGGUGUACAGGCCCACCAAACCCUGCUGUACCACCAGUUCUAAUAAUACGAAAUCUCAACUAAAUAACAGCAACAACAACUGUGGCAUGUUUAGUGAAACAUCUCAGACCACCGAGUCCAGUGAAUUGCAAAUGUUGCCGGAAUUGAAAAAAGACUCCGAUAUAGAGGAAGACAAUGAUGACAAUGACUCCACGAAUGGUGGCAAGAAAAGACAUUUUAGUAUAUUUGAUACUAAAGUUUUGCCCACAAAAACCCGCACCGAAUCCAAAUUACAGCAGAAGAAAGAAAACAUACGUGAGAUAUUUGUGGGUGAUGAUAGGCCCGCCUCGGCACCGCCCGAAAUGACACAAACACUAGACUCUUGUGAAAAAAUGACUUAUGAGCAGAAAUACGAACAAUUUCUGCAACAAAUGAAUAUAGUGGUUAGUGCUGAUACCUUGGGUAGGUUAGGACGUUCGGCUGCUGCCAAAAAACUACCCUCCACAGCCAAUGGUAGACAAGAAUUAUCCAGCCUUAAUAUUAAACAAGAAGAAAAUGAUACCGAAUCCACUGUCAUGGAUGGUGAUGAUCUUAAAGAGGAUCACAAAUCCGUACCCAAUCAUUUUCGCAAACGUCGUGGUAAAUAUCUAAGACGCAAAGGUUCUUCUGGUUUUGAUUACAUACGCAAAAAGAAAAAACCCACCCCAGCAUCAUCCACCUCAAAUCAAAACAAUACUCAGCAACAACAACACCACAAUGGUCCUCUUUCGAAUCUUCACCAUUACUCCAUAAAAUCGGAAAAAUACGAUAUGGAUGAGUAUGAAAAUAAAAUCAAGACCGAAGAUGAUGUUAGUCGUGAAAUACAGAAAUGGGUACUCAACAAGGGUGUAGGACAGAGUACUAUGCAUAAGGCGGCGCGUCAAGGUUAUAUAGAUGUGAUAGUUUAUUGUUUAGAUCGUAUGGGCAUGAAUCCGGAUCAAAAAGAUAAUGCUGGCUAUACUCCAUUGCAUGAGGCUUGCACCAAUGGUUGGCUAAAUAUUGCUCGUGUUUUAUUGCAAUACGGAGCGAAUCAUUCGGAGGCAGCUCAUUCGGGUAUACGGCCGCUACAUGAGGCUAGUGAAAAUGAUCAUGAGGAAAUUGUUCGUUUGCUAUUAUCCUAUGGUGCUGAUCCCUUAUUGGCUACCUAUUCAGGUCAAACUCCCUUAAUGUUAGCUUCAAGCAAAACAAUGCGUGAUAUUUUAAGUAAUCAUUUAGUAGAUGUACAAAGUAUGGGACCUGAACGUAAGCCAUGGCGUUUUAAUGGACCAUGGGAUAUAUAUGAUUCUUCGGAAUGUGGUUAUAAUAUAUUUGAGGGUGCACCAAAUACAGUAUGUGAUAUGAGCCGAGCUCUUUUACGUAGAGGUUCUUUAACCAAUAAUCAAAUGUAUCAUCAAAAUAAUAAAAAACUAAACAAUGUGCUCAAUACAACAAUUAAUACACCAACAGCCGGAGUAUUAGCAACAACAGCAGCAACAAACAGUUUAACUUCAACCAUACAGGCAUUAACAAAUAAUCUCAAUUCAACAAUAACUUCUUCUACAACUGCUGCUGCCGCCGCCUCUUCGGGCCAAAGUGCAAUAAUAAGUAAUGCAGCAAGUAGUGCAACAACUAAUAGUAAUACCACUACAACUACAACGUUACCGCCAACAACUGAAACUCUACAGUCCAAAACAAAAGUUGGAGAGUCUACCUCUAAGUCCAUGAUGGAAAAAUGUGCUGUUGUUUUGGAUAAUAUAGAUCGUUUCAAUUCUGUACGUUUACACAAUGAUAAUAAACCGGAAAUUUUAGUAGAAAAUUCCGAUAGCGAUGGUGAAAUGUUCGAAUUUGAAGAGGCCGACGUUUUACUACCGCCUUUGUAUUUAUUAAAGGAUGAGGGUACCCAAGAUAAAUGGGUAUUACUAAAUGAUUUGUGCAAUUUACUUAAAGUUAAAUCUAAGGAUACUCUAUUGAAUAAGAUUUAUCCCUCUAACUCGUCUUCAUCAGCAGCUUCCGUAGCAUCCGCUCACAAAAGUCUAAUGCGUGAAUUGAAAAUGUCGGAUUUCCUGGAGAAGGCGACAUGUUUACAGCUUUUGUGCGCCGGUGAAAAAAUAAAUAUAUGCGCCUCAAAGGUUGUCCUUAUAAAAUACAACGAGAAUGUUAGAAACUUAUUAGGGGUGAAAACAAUAUUAAUGAAAUUUUAGAAAUAAAUGAAAAUUUUGAAAAGGAAAAACAC
Molecule: messenger RNA, 8609 nt
Organism: Lucilia cuprina (Australian sheep blowfly)
Lineage: Eukaryota; Metazoa; Arthropoda; Insecta; Diptera; Calliphoridae
Exons: 5
Coding region: 106-8577 (2823 amino acids)
Biological process (GO): negative regulation of transcription by RNA polymerase II
Cellular component (GO): nucleus
Molecular function (GO): protein binding; transcription corepressor activity
Source: RefSeq, a predicted model, not a curated record